AAACUGCGACAUAGCGGGGAAGUCUGGCGAUGAAGCGUUUACCCGGCACUGCAGCGUGGCAGAUGGAGAUUCAGCAUGUAGCCACCCACUCGGUAGCUAGCGAGCUAGUAAAGAAUUGACCCGUGUGCCGUGACCAUUUACCGCCACCGGUGCCGAUUCCUUGAAAGAAAAGGUGGCUAUUGUUGCAAAGAAGCAUCGGAAUUUCCCCACAUCGAAGUUAUAGCUUAUGCUGUAAGCGUCCAUCCGAGCCAUACAAGACAGGGGAAAGGUAGAAAAGAGAGGGGCAACGAUAUCGUCAAGUGGGUGCGGGGGAUCUUGGUAGAAACCCCUAGCUUACUAGCCGUUUUUUAAUGAAGAAUGCCAUGUUAUGAUUACGGCCAAUAGUUUCGAGUCGAUAAUAAUCAUCGGUCAUAAUUUGUGAAUCAGACAAACCUCCAACUUGUAUCACGAGAAGUGUUGAAAAUGCCGAUUCAUCACUUGAUGAUAGGAACAUGGACUCCACCGGGAGCCAUCUUCACUGUCGCAUUCGACGAUGAGAAAUUAACAUUGGAAUUGGUGAAGAGAACUGAAAUCCCUCACAAUGAGCCCAUCUCGUGGAUGACUUUUGAUCAUGCCAAGAAGAACAUAUACGGCGCAGCCAUGAAGAAAUGGUCCAGUUUCGCUGUCAAGAGUCCGACCGAAAUCGUUCACGAAGCGUCGCAUCCCAUGAACCAUGAUCCUCAAGCAAGCUUGGCCACGACCAACACCCGGGCCAUAUUUUUACUCGCCGCGAAACAGCCUCCGUACGCCGUAUACUGCAACCCGUUCUAUACUCAUGCCGGACAUGGAUCGGUAUUCUCCGUGUCGUCCACCGGUGCUCUCGAAAAGGAUAUACAACAUUAUCCAUAUCAACCGAAAACAGGCAUCCACGGUAUGGUAUUUGAUCCGACAGAAACCUACCUCUACUCUGCCGACUUAAAAGCCAACAAGCUAUGGGUACACAAGAAGGCACCAUCGGGGGAGGUGGAGCUGGUAGGAAGUGUAGAUGCGCCCGAUCCCAAGGAUCACCCGCGGUGGGUGGCCAUGCACCCGACGGGGAAUUACUUAUACGCUCUCAUGGAGGCCGGUAAUCGACUUUGCGAAUAUGUUAUCGACCCGGCAACACACAUGCCCGUUUACACACACCACUCAUAUCCUCUGAUUCCACCGGGAAUUCCGAAGCACGACUCGAUGUAUCGCAGCGACGUAUGCUCUCUUACAAGGUCGGGCAAGUAUCUGUUUGCGACGAGUCGAGCCAAUAGCUUCGACCUGCAGGGCUACAUAGCGGCGUUUCGGCUCAGGGAUUGUGGAUCGAUCGAGAAGCAAAUUUGUCUGAAUCCUACUCCAACGAGUGGUGGACAUAGCAAUGCAGUGGCGCCGUGCGACUGGAGCGAAGAGUGGAUAGCGAUUACAGAUGAUCAGGAUGGUUGGAUUGAAAUAUAUCGGUGGAAAGACGAGUUCUUAGGUCGUGUUGCAAGAUGUAGGAUUCCUGAGCCAGGAUUUGGUAUGAAUGCGAUAUGGUAUGACUAGAAGAAGAAUUGAGUGAAUAUGAGGAAUACAUGUAGCUUAUUGGCCCCCAAUGAGAAAAAGAAAAAGAAAAGAAAAUUUAGGUUUCUUAAGUGACGAUCCUAUUUGAUUACACCACAUGCGCGUACUACGACUUGUACGACUUGAUAAUU
Molecule: messenger RNA, 1697 nt
Organism: Hypoxylon trugodes
Lineage: Eukaryota; Fungi; Ascomycota; Sordariomycetes; Xylariales; Hypoxylaceae
Product: 3-carboxy-cis,cis-mucoante lactonizing enzyme
Exons: 4
Coding region: 463-1548 (361 amino acids)
Molecular function (GO): 6-phosphogluconolactonase activity; protein binding
Source: RefSeq, a predicted model, not a curated record